Messenger RNA from Hibiscus syriacus, 1174 nucleotides. RefSeq names its product caffeic acid 3-O-methyltransferase-like. Gene Ontology annotation, molecular function: O-methyltransferase activity; protein dimerization activity; S-adenosylmethionine-dependent methyltransferase activity. The record is from RefSeq and is a predicted model, not a curated record. NCBI's taxonomy places the organism in Eukaryota, Viridiplantae, Streptophyta, Magnoliopsida, Malvales, Malvaceae. The coding region runs from base 70 to 1161 and encodes 363 amino acids. The transcript has 4 exons. Gene Ontology annotation, biological process: methylation.
GUGAGAGAUCAAGUUGUUUUGAAUACUUGGUAAUUAACGUCAUCUUCUCUGAGAUAUUCAAAAAACGCCAUGGGUUCACAGUCUAACAUUUCAUCAAAUCAACAUGAAGAAGCAGCCAUCUUGCAAGCCAUGCAUUUGGCUUCCAUUUCAUCACUUCCUUUCGGUUUGAAAGUAGCUGUCGAUCUCGGCUUGUUAGAGAUCAUAUCCAAAGCCGACACUCCUUCUCGUAUGUUGUCGGCUGCUGAGAUCGUGUCUCAGCUUCCGACAAGUAACCCAGACGCCCCUUCCAUUGUUGAUCGAAUCCUCAGGCUUUUAACCACUCACUCCAUCUUAACAUGCGAACAAAUCAGCGGCGAAGAUGGGCAGAUGCAAAGGUCGUAUGGCCUGUCAUCGGUCGGCAAAUACUUCCUUCUAAACGAAGGUGGGAUCUCCUUUGUUCCAUUGCAACGUAUCCACCUUGACAAGCACAUCAUCGAAUGCUGGAAAUUCAUGAAAGAUGCGAUAUUGGAGGGAGGGUUCUCAAGUGAGAAAGCAUUUGGGAAACACUUGUUUGAGCUGCAGGCCACCGAUGAUGAAAUGUCAAAAAAUUUCAAUAGAGCAAUGUCCGUGUACACCGACCUAGUGAUGAACAAAGUUCUCCAAACUUACAAGGGGUUUGAGGGUGUAAGCCAAGUGGUCGACGUGGGAGGAGGUUUAGGUACAAAUCUUAAGCUCAUUGUUUCAAAGUACCCACAAAUCAAGGGAAUUAACUUUGACCUGCCUCAAGUCAUUAAAGAUACUGUCCCCUGCCCAGGAGUGGAGCACGUAGCAGGGGAUAUGUUCACGAAAAUUCCUAAAUCGGAAGUUAUUUUCAUGAAGACGAUGCUUCAUGACUGGGGAGAUGAGCAAUGCCUGAAGUUACUGAAAGUAUGUUACGAAGCAUUGCCGGAGAAUGGUAAAAUUGUAUCGAUAGAAGCGAUAUUAUCAGAUGUUCCACAGACAGAUCUUAUAACAAAGACAACCUUCCAAAGAGAUGUUUACUUGUGUCACGUUCUUCCUGGUGCUAAAGAAAGGACCACACAAGAGUUUGAAACAUUGGCAAAACAAGCUGGCUUCUCUUCUUUGAAGGUUGUUUGUCGGGCUUAUAAUUAUUGGGUUAUGGAAAUUAACAAAAGUAAUUGAUUUCAACGGUUCA